UAGCAUUAACAUUAAUGAUUAAUUUAUUAGAGUGAUUACUCAUUCAGCACUAUCGUUACGUGUCAAAACUCCAUAAGUCUCAUCAAAAACCUCAUUAGACUCUCUCUGACUUCACCACAAUCCACCAAGCAAAAACAAUGGCCGGUGAGUUCGCCGGAGACAACACGCCGGAGCUCCUGUGCUUAAUUCACGACAUCACCGGAAUGUGUGUCGGUGGAGGAGGCGAUUCUUCCUCCAUCACCGCCGAUGCAAUGUUCAGGAAGGAUUGCACCGAUCUAGUUCGCCGGAUCUCUCUUCUUACUCACUUGUUUGAAGAAAUUAGGGAACUGAACAAGACGAACGAUUCUGCUUCGAGUUCUUCGGUUACGGUUUCGAAUUCAGAAGAUUCGUGGUCUUCUGAUCUAGUGCUUGCUCUUCAAUCUGCUAAACGAUUGUUACAUGAAGCGAAGAAUUUCAGUUCAAAUUCAUCUUCUGAUGGAGCUGCCAAGAAGAUUAUCUUUCAGUUUCAGCGCGUGACGUGGAAAUUGGAGAAAUUAUUAAGCAGUUUACCGUAUGACGAUUUAGAUAUCUCAGAGGAAGUUAAAGAACAGGUGGAUUUGGUGAGAAACCAAUUGAGACGAGCAACGGAUAAAUACGGGUUUAUGAUUUCGAAAAUGCCGUCUUUUGAUUCAUCCCAGCCCCUGGCUCAAGAAAUCAGUCAGGUUCUUGGCCAAUCUGUGAGUGGAUUGCAUAAACAACAUAGCUGUCCUGAAAAUCUAUCAGAACUAGGGAGCAUUCCUAAAAGCAAUGAAGGGAAAAGCUGCAACCCGUUUGGAGCCGGAUCUCGGUUGGAAAGAACAAGGAGUAUCCAUGCCUCUUCCGAGGUUUCCUUCUCGAUUAAAACUGCUCCUGAAAGUCAAGAAAUUUCUGGGAGUGGGAAUUUACCUGAAGUUAAAAAGCCUGAUGCAAUUGUAAUUCCUGAAGAUUUUCUUUGCCCUAUAUCCUUGGAAUUAAUGAGGGAUCCUGUUAUCGUGGCCACUGGUCAGACAUAUGAGAGAUCUUACAUACAGAGAUGGAUCGAUUGUGGAAAUACAACGUGUCCGAAAACUCAGCAGAAGCUCCAACAUUUGACCCUUACACCAAAUUAUGUUCUAAGGAGCCUUGUUUCUCAGUGGUGUAUAGAGCACAACAUCGAGCAACCAACAGGACUAACCAACGGAAAAAUAAAAAAGAGUGAUGGAUCGUUCAGAGAUGUUACAGGUGACAUAGCAGCAAUUGAAACUCUUGUCCGGAAGCUUUCCUGCAGGUCAGUUGAGGAGUCUAGAGCAGCUGUUGCUGAAAUUCGAUCACUAUCCAAAAGAAGCACUGACAAUAGGAUACUAAUUGCUGAAGCUGGAGCAAUUCCAGUUCUAGUCAGCCUUUUAACUUCAGAAGAUGUAAUGACGCAAGAAAACGCGGUUACUUCAAUUCUCAACCUUUCUAUAUAUGAAAACAACAAGGGACUAAUAAUGCUUGCUGGUGCCAUUCCAUCAAUUGUCCAAGUCCUCCGUGCUGGUACCAUGGAAGCAAGAGAAAACGCAGCUGCAACUCUUUUUAGUUUGUCGCUUGCGGAUGAGAACAAAAUAAUAAUCGGGGCAUCAGGAGCUAUAUCCGCUUUGGUAGAUUUGCUCCAAAAUGGAAGCCCUAGAGGGAAGAAGGAUGCAGCAACAGCUUUGUUCAAUUUAUGUAUAUAUCAAGGGAACAAGGGCAGAGCCAUAAGGGCAGGGAUCAUCACAGCACUGUUGAACAUGCUCACAGAUUCAAGCAAAUCAAUGGUUGACGAAGCCCUUACAAUAAUGUCAGUUCUUGCUAGCCAUCAAGAGGCAAAGGUUUCCAUAGUAAAAGCCAGCACUAUACCAGUUUUAAUAGAUCUUUUGAGGACCGGAUUGCCUCGCAACAAGGAGAACGCAGCCGCCAUUUUGCUUGCUUUGUGCAAGAGGGAUACUGAUAAUCUCUCCUGUAUCAGUAGACUUGGUGCCGUCAUACCUCUUUCGGAACUUGCUAGAACUGGUACAGAGCGAGCUAAACGGAAGGCUACUUCAUUAUUGGAGCAUCUCCGUAAAUUACAACAGCUUUGAAAUGCGAGGUUCUGCAAAGAACCUUCAAGUUAAUAUAUUUAUCUCUGAUUAUUUGACAUAAUUUUUCAUACAUUGGUUUGCAAACUGAUCAGAUCAAUUGAGGAUGCAAUAAGAAAGUCAGCCUCAUUGAUCCAGUUAAUUCUUUUCUUCUUUCCCUGUAUUGUUCUUUUUCAACCUCUGUAUCAGCGUGUAAAGUUAUCAAUUAAUAUAUAUCGUUUCUUCAAGAAUUUUUUACAGAUA
Messenger RNA from Medicago truncatula (barrel medic), 2336 nucleotides. Its product is annotated as U-box domain-containing protein 11. The record is from RefSeq and is a predicted model, not a curated record. Lineage: Eukaryota; Viridiplantae; Streptophyta; Magnoliopsida; Fabales; Fabaceae. The transcript is spliced from 4 exons. Gene Ontology annotation, molecular function: ubiquitin-protein transferase activity; protein binding. Gene Ontology annotation, biological process: protein ubiquitination. Bases 138 to 2096 code for a protein of 652 amino acids.